GGCAAUUUGACCCGAGCCCCAUGCUUCGCUCUCUGACUUCCUCGCCGGUCCUUCGCCGCGCGUCGACCCGCGCCUUCUCGGCGGCGCCGGAGCGUGUGCCCAACUUCAUCAACGGCCAGUUUGUCCAGUCCAAGACCACCAAGUGGAUCGACGUGCGCAACCCGGCGACGAACGAGGUUGUGUGCCAAGUGCCCGAGACGACGCCGGAAGAGCUCCAGGCGGCGGCGGAUGCGGCCAAGGUUGCCUUCAAGACGUGGAAGGAGGUGCCGGUCCAGCACCGCCAGCGCGUCAUGCUCAAGCUCCAGCAGCUCGUGCGCGACCACACGGAGGAGCUCGCGCACUCGAUCACGAAGGAACAGGGCAAGACGCUCGCGGAUGCGCGCGGCGACGUCUUCCGCGGCCUUGAGAUCGUCGAGGCCAGCUGCGGCAUUGGCAACCACAUGAUGGGCGAGACGCUCGGCAACCUCGCGAACUCGCUCGACACGUACUCGUACAAGCAGCCGCUCGGCGUCUGCGCGGGCAUUUGUCCGUUCAACUUCCCGGCCAUGAUCCCGCUCUGGAUGUUCCCCGUGGGUAUCACGACGGGCAACACGUACAUCCUCAAGCCGUCCGAGAAGGACCCGGGCGCCGCCAUGAUUCUCGCCAAGCUCGCGCAGGAGGCCGGCGUCCCCGACGGUGUCCUCAACGUCAUCCACGGCGCCAAGGACGCGGUCAACUUUAUCUGCGACGCGCCGGAAAUCAAGGCCAUUUCGUUUGUCGGUGGCAACAACGCCGGCGAGUACAUCCACGCCCGUGGCACGGCCAACGGCAAGCGCGUCCAGGCCAACCUCGGCGCGAAGAACCACGCCGUGAUCCUCCCGGAUGCGGACAAGGAGCAGACCAUCAACGCGCUCGCGGGUGCGGCCUUUGGCGCCGCCGGCCAGCGCUGCAUGGCGCUCUCGGUCGUCAUCUUUGUGGGCGAGACCAAAGAAUGGGUGCACGACAUUGUGGAGAAAGCCAAGACGUUCACGGUCAACGGCGGCCUCGAGCCCAACACGGACGUUGGCCCGCUCAUCACCAAGGAGUCGAAGAAGCGCGUCGAGGAUCUCAUCCAGGCCGGCGUCGACGCGGGCGCGGAGCUCCUUUUGGAUGGCCGCAACGUCAAGGUGCCCAAGUACCCGAACGGUAACUUUGUCGGCCCGACGCUGCUCAACAACGUCGACAUCUCCAACCCGUCGUACGUCGAGGAGCUUUUCGGCCCCGUCCUCGUGUGCAACUCGGUCGAGACGCUCGACGACGCCAUCGAACUCAUCAACGCCAACCCGUACGGCAACGGCACGUCGAUCUUUACGCAGUCGGGCCCCGCGGCGCGCAAGUUCCAGCACGAGAUCGACGUUGGCCAGGUCGGCAUCAACGUGCCGAUCCCCGUGCCACUGCCCUUCUUCUCGUUCACGGGCUCGCGCUCGUCGAUCCGCGGCGACUUGCAUUUCUAUGGCAAGCAGGGCGUGAUGUUUUACACGCAGACCAAGACGAUCACGGCGCAGUGGGAGUUCGGCAAGAAGACGCAGUACGGCACCGUCAUGCCGACGCUCGGGAAGAAGUAAAUCACUCGACUAGUCCUUCGUUAAGCCUGAAUCUGUUUACACGUA
Molecule: messenger RNA, 1628 nt
Organism: Saprolegnia parasitica CBS 223.65
Lineage: Eukaryota; Oomycota; Saprolegniomycetes; Saprolegniales; Saprolegniaceae
Product: methylmalonate-semialdehyde dehydrogenase
Exons: 2
Coding region: 21-1583 (520 amino acids)
Biological process (GO): thymine catabolic process; L-valine catabolic process
Cellular component (GO): mitochondrion
Molecular function (GO): malonate-semialdehyde dehydrogenase (acetylating, [NAD(P)+]) activity; methylmalonate-semialdehyde dehydrogenase (acylating, NAD+) activity
Source: RefSeq, a predicted model, not a curated record